AGGUAAAUAUUUGUGUUUGCUCAGCCGGCUGUAAUGGUGGACGACUGAAAGGGGAACGAGAGAAAUAAAGCCUCAAAAACUGAAUUACGAACCCAACACUACAGCCCACGGCUCGGAAAUAAGAUCCGGCGAAUAUGGAUGAACUUAAACAUCAAGUUAUGAUAAACCAGUUCGUCCUGACAGCUGGAUGCGCAGCCGAUCAGGCGAAACAACUAUUGCAAGCGGCACAUUGGCAAUUCGAGACGGCGCUCAGUGCCUUUUUCCAAGAGACUAGUAUUCCAUACGGCCACCACCAUCAAAUGAUGUGCACACCGGCCAACACGCCCGCCACGCCACCCAACUUCCCCGACGCGCUCACCAUGUUCUCCCGCCUGAAGGCCUCCGAGAGCUUCACCAGCAGCGGCAGCCCCGGCAUGGGCUCUAUGGGCUCUAUGGGCUCCAUGGCCACCUCCCCGCCGCCGCCGCCGCCCAUGGGCUGGGGGAUGACCCCGCCCGUGCCCAGCCAGCCCAUGGGCCUGUGGACUCAGGGCGGGCCCGCGCAGGCGGCCCACGCGCAGCUGGCCCAGCAGCACCCGCACGCAGCACAGCACCAGCCCCACGGAUGGCCGUCGGCCGUCAACCAGCAAGCAGCCGCCGAACAGAAGGCCAGCGUCGCCAUGGAGGCCGAGAGAUGAGCGAACAGGACUGCGUUUUGAGGAUGCCCCCCCGCCCCCCUCUCAACACCCCCUCCGCUCCCCAAAGAAAACAACCAACCAACCACCCCCCCCCACCCCACCUCUCUUUUUACUCCUGCAUAGCCCUGGGAAGGGUGGGGUGGGAAGGGGAAACAGGAAGAGGCGGGGUUUCACAGGGGGCAGGGGGGGGCACUCUGCUUUCUCAUUGGCCGUGGGCAGAGAAAGGAGGAGGAGCUACACAACCAAGACAAAACAAGAUACCAAGCAACACAGACAAUUUAAAGAAGGGGAGAGAAAAACAAUGCAAGGUUAUUGAAACAAUAAUAAUAACGAUAAUAAUAAUAAUAAUAAUAAUAAUAAUAAUAAUGAAUAAACAAGAAAAAAACGCACAUCAUAUUACCGAAUAAGAAAGCAAGUGAAAAAAAUGUUCUUAGUUUUUUGUUCAUUUUAAAGAAAGCAUAGUUUUAAAGAAUAUAUAUAAAUAUAUAUAUAUAUAUAUAUAUAUGGAACUAAACCCGUCAUGCCCAAGGAUUUCUGAUACUCUCUGAAAGAUGGACAAUUAUAAGACAGCACCUGUUUCCGCUUCUUUCUUCUGUCAUCUGGUGUCUUAUCUGUGCGCGAGACCUGUCAACAGUUUGCGUUGCAUGAAGAAUUGGAUUCCGUCAUUUUAGUCUUUUUUAAAAAUUGAUUUACUGUUUUUUCAGAGACAUACAUGUGGACAGUGUGCAACAAGCGCACAAACACACGCACGCACACACACACACACACACACACACUCACUACAGCAGACACAAAACACAACUAGGGUAGUAGAAGAAACCAGGACAUUUUUUUUCCUCUCGUCCCUUUGGAUGAUGGGAUUCUGGACUCUGUUUACCUCGCUGGUCACCUGACUUUCUUCAACCAAUCAGGGAAUCACAAUUGUUCGUAACAAAGGACAUUUUUUAAAUCUCAUCAGAUAUCUUUUAUUCAGACAUCUUGGUAGACAUCUUCAUAGUAAUAUCUCUGGCUUUCAUGUCGGGCAAAGACACAGAGUUGGGACUGCAAAUACCCCCAGCCCUGGAUAGAUUUUAAAGUUUUGGGUAUUUUGUGGAGAAAGUCCAUUCUUUUUAGUGUUUUGUUUUUAAGGUUUUCAUUAAGAUUUGGACUCAAGCUGUUUGGCUAGUAAGACGGGUGUUAGGACUGUUUUGAAAAAAAAAAAAGCAACUAAGGCCGCUACAAGUUUCUUUUUUUAAAAAAAGAAAAAAAACAAAGCUACACACAAAACCUGACUACUAUAAUAAGAAAUGUUUGUAAGCAGAAUUGCCACUUUGCAUGAUGUACGCAAAUGCAUACCUACCAUCUUUUGUAGUUUGUUGCUUUUUUGGGGAAUUCUACAUGACCUGUAUUUUUUUUUUUUUCUUCUAAAUUCCAGUCCAAAACAUAUAUUUUUGUUUGGGAAAGAAACCUCUCACCCUCAAAAACUGCUGAGCCAUCAGUGUUGAGAGUGGGAGAGAAUACCACCCGUUAACACUCAUGUUCAGGGGCGGACUCAUCCCUUUUGUAGGGUCUGUUUAUUCAAAAAGGACAAAAGCAGAAAAAAAAAGUUUUUAUUGUUGGUCAACCUUUUCUGUAAGGAUGAGUGCUACAAAUCAUUCACACGAUUGAUACACUAUCAGUAACCCAUCAUAAACAAAAUUUGACUUCACAUAAUUCUUUUCUUUUGUGGUUUACUUUCCAUUUUGCACAGUUUUCUAAUCAAGAUGUCUCUGAUCACCAAUUUCUAAACCUUUUUUCAUGUAUGUUUUCCCCCUGUAUGACUGUAUUGAUGCCAUUCCCACAAUAUUUGUGGACUACCUGAUAAUUAAGUUAUCAUUGUUUGUGUUCCUAAAUAAAUAUUGUAUGUUCUAA
Messenger RNA from Sardina pilchardus (European sardine), 2564 nucleotides. It is a transcript of the gene ubald1a, whose product is annotated as UBA-like domain containing 1a. NCBI's taxonomy places the organism in Eukaryota, Metazoa, Chordata, Actinopteri, Clupeiformes, Clupeidae. The transcript is spliced from 3 exons. Bases 135 to 674 code for a protein of 179 amino acids. The record is from RefSeq and is a predicted model, not a curated record. Gene Ontology annotation, molecular function: protein binding.